AAUGGGUAAGGAGAAGGUGCACAUCAGCAUUGUGGUCAUUGGCCAUGUCGAUUCUGGCAAGUCAACCACCACUGGUCAUCUCAUAUACAAGCUUGGUGGUAUUGAUAAGCGUGUGAUUGAAAGGUUUGAGAAAGAAGCUGCUGAGAUGAACAAGCGUUCGUUCAAGUAUGCCUGGGUGUUGGACAAGCUCAAGGCUGAGCGUGAGCGUGGUAUCACCAUUGACAUUGCGUUAUGGAAGUUUGAGACCACCAAGUACUAUUGCACUGUCAUCGAUGCCCCGGGCCAUCGUGACUUCAUCAAGAAUAUGAUCACAGGAACUUCCCAGGCAGAUUGUGCUGUGCUUAUUAUUGACUCCACCACCGGAGGUUUUGAAGCUGGUAUCUCCAAGGAUGGCCAGACUCGUGAACACGCCUUACUUGCUUUCACCCUUGGUGUUAAGCAGAUGAUCUGUUGCUGCAACAAGAUGGAUGCCACUACCCCUAAGUACUCCAAGGGAAGGUACGAUGAAAUUGUGAAGGAGGUCUCAUCCUAUUUGAAGAAGGUGGGAUACAACCCUGACAAAAUUCCAUUUGUUCCCAUCUCUGGAUUCGAAGGCGACAAUAUGAUUGAGAGGUCCACCAACCUUGACUGGUACAAGGGCCCAACACUCCUUGAUGCCCUUGAUAUGAUCGUAGAGCCCAAGAGGCCCUCUGACAAGCCCCUUCGUCUUCCACUCCAGGAUGUUUACAAGAUUGGAGGCAUUGGAACUGUCCCGGUGGGACGUGUUGAGACUGGCAUCAUCAAGCCUGGAAUGGUCGUUACCUUUGGCCCAACUGGACUUACCACUGAAGUUAAGUCUGUGGAGAUGCAUCAUGAGGCCCUCCAGGAGGCUCUUCCUGGUGACAAUGUUGGAUUCAAUGUGAAGAAUGUUGCUGUUAAAGAUCUCAAGCGUGGAUUUGUUGCAUCAAAUUCAAAGGAUGAUCCAGCCAAGGAGGCUGCCAACUUCACAUCCCAAGUUAUCAUCAUGAACCACCCUGGUCAGAUUGGCAAUGGUUAUGCCCCAGUUCUUGAUUGCCACACUUCACACAUUGCCGUCAAGUUUGCUGAAAUUCUUACCAAGAUUGACAGGCGCUCUGGGAAGGAGCUUGAGAAGGAGCCCAAGUUUUUGAAGAAUGGUGAUGCUGGUUUUGUUAAGAUGAUCCCCACCAAGCCCAUGGUGGUUGAGACUUUCUCCGAGUAUCCCCCACUAGGUCGUUUUGCCGUCAGAGACAUGAGGCAAACCGUUGCUGUGGGAGUCAUCAAGAGUGUGGACAAGAAGGAACCUUCAGGAGCCAAGGUCACAAAAGCUGCCGCAAAGAAGGGUGCCAAGUGAACCGAGCAGGUUCUGCCUUUACUCAAAGGCUUAUAUUUUAAUCUUAUGAAAGACUUGGUUUUUGUUGUUUGUGCGUGUCUUACUGGGGUCGGUUUCAUGUUUUCACCUCUGUCAGGCACCUGGUCUCAGAACUGGGUGCUUGACCGGCGGUGGCGAGCCUAUUUUCUUGGUUUUCUACUGUGUCCUCUGUUAUGUUAAAACUGGAUUGCUGUGUCUUUAAUUUUCCAUAAGCAGCACAGCGUUUUAGUUCUCUGUUCCUGUGUUGCUCAUACGUUUUCUAUAAAAACAUUAGUAGUGUUUCUAUACUAGUCUUGUUUUUCCCUUGAGGUUCAUCAUCACCUCAUGGAAUCAGACAUAGCCGAAAGAGGGAUCUGUUAUGCUUGUCACAGAUGAAUUGUCCCCUUUCCCCAACACACACACAUACAAAGAAAAAAAAUUUCUAAGAAUAUUGUGUUUAUUGGAAUUUGAC
Ilex paraguariensis (yerba mate) is the source of this 1820-nucleotide messenger RNA. The record is from the annotation of a GenBank genome assembly. Lineage: Eukaryota; Viridiplantae; Streptophyta; Magnoliopsida; Aquifoliales; Aquifoliaceae.